Seminavis robusta is the source of this 2537-nucleotide messenger RNA. Lineage: Eukaryota; Bacillariophyta; Bacillariophyceae; Naviculales; Naviculaceae. The record is from the annotation of a GenBank genome assembly.
GAGACUGACAUCAUUGCGGAAGAUGCCAAAAUCAUUUUCUUCUUCGCGUCAGAAGCAGCGAAGCGAAGCAGCUCAUCAGCUCAUCAGCCAUGCUCCCAUCAUGAGAUCACCUUGGUUUGGUUGCCACAAAAUCGUAGGUUGCCAAUACGAAUGGUACCAAUUCUCGUCAUCGGUGUAGGUUUCAUUAAAACAUCACAGUUAGUUUUCGAGCACGUUUCUUGCCAAAAGCAGCAGCUUCAGGACCAUUCCCCACAGUGGGAAAUUUGCAUCGCAAGAAGACGAACGAGCCAUCGAUCUACUAUACCGUAUCGAACUGGUGGUGCGUUCAGUGAUUCUCGAUUGAUUCCUGGCUACAACCAUCCGCGCAGACUCAGUUUUUCGAAAACCAUCCAACGCGAGAAGCACCAAAUACAAUCCACACACGAUGCUACCAUCUUCCUUGGUAGCGCUGCUAUCGUCAGCAGCAAUCCUGUCAUUCAUGGCCGGCCCAACUUUGGGUGCUACCGACUUCAUUGACUGCAACAGUCCUUGUAAUGGUGGAGACGCCAACUAUGAAUUGACAGCUAGUAUACGCACCAUGCCAAUGAUGAACUAUACAUACAAGGGGCGAACUUACAGUCGAGAAGGUGAUGAUACAUUCAUGGGUCCUACCAUGCGAGUGGCUCCUGGUCAAUCCUUGUGGAUCAAGCUCCGCAAUGAAAUACCAAUGGAUCUGAACCCCAAACAAGUGGAGAUUGAAGAAUACUGGGAAAUGCUCAAGAAACCAGGGGAGAAAAUCAAGUAUCAGUACUACAAGGAACCUGUUUCCAAACCAGAAUACAUGAAGGUUGAUCAUCCCAACAUUCCACAUAAUUUUGAUGCCACCAAUUUGCAUCUACAUGGGUUGGAUGUCGAAGUGCACAUGUUUGAUCCCGUCAACACACACAAUCCCGAUGCCCCACAUAUAUCCAUUGAGCCUGGCCAGUGUUAUUGCUACAGAUUCAACGUCCCCCACCAUCACCCCGGUGGCAUGUACUGGUACCAUCCUCAUUUGCACGGAUCAACAGCACUCCAAAUGUGGGGCGGUAUGCUGGGAGUGUUCUAUGUUGAUGGUCCCUUGGAGGACGAAAUGGCAGCUUUUGGGGUUUCCAAUGUCCAUGAAUUUGUUAUUUGGGAUCCGGCCUUGCGGGCUGUACACAAUGAACCCAGUCACAAUCUCGAAGUGGACCGCUUCUUGUUGGGACAAACCACACUCAGUAAAAUCCAUCCCUUCUUGGUCAAUGGAAAAUACAAUCCCACCUUCACCACUGCUGCCGGACAAGUCUUGUGGUUAAGAUCCUUGUGUGCCACUGUGGAAAAUGAAAACACAUUUAUCGUCUAUCGUCAAGGUGAAGAAGACCAACCUUGGGAUGAUGCUGCAAUUCCUUUUUGGGUUGUUGGCAGUGAUGGAGUGACAUACCAGAAACCACAACAAAAGCAUAUUCUUGUCAUGGCUGGAGCGCAACGAGAAGAGAUUCUACUUCAGUUUGAGGAACCAGGGACCUAUGUGAUUAGUCAACAAGGCAUUGAAGGAAUGCAAUUUUUUGACAUGUAUGGGCAUCCACAUAAUCAAAUCUUGGCCACCAUUGUGGUCCAUGAGCUGGAAGCUGAGAAGUCCUCCCUGCUACCCAACAAACCCAUUACAGACAUGCGAUUCACACCUGGAUACGAUCCUGGUGAAGAUAUCCAAGCGCAUGACAUCGCCAAGACUGAAACCAUAGUCUUCACAAUGGGUGCAAAUCGUGACCAGGCACCCUUCCCACAGUACUAUGUCAAUGGCAAAUCCUUUGCACCAGACCGGAUUGACUUUUUUGCCCAUCCUGGUGAGGCUGUCGAAUACAUUCUCAUCAAUGGCAAUCACAAUGUGCAUCCCUUUCAUAUCCAUGUCAAUCGAUUUCAAAUACAGGAAAUGGGAUCAGAGCUAUCUACAGAAACGUAUCCUGUCUUAAAGCAUGUCAUGGAAUUUGACCCUUCUGUUUGGCGGGAUACAGUUGUUGUCCCUCCCAACGGGCGAGCAAGGAUAUGGGUUCAAUACAAGAAUUAUACCGGCAAAACAGUCUUUCAUUGUCAUUUUUUGGCGCAUGAAGAUACAGGCAUGAUGUCUACCCUCUUUAUUGGCCCACCUGAUUAUGUCUUUCGGUUGGAGGAGAAUUUGCCUCUUCUAAUCGGUGUGGCAGUUGGAAUGGUGUUUGCUGGAGUAAUCUUUGUGGUGAUGGGUUGUAGAAAUGGUGACCAACAGACAGUGUAUCGACCUGUGGCAACCAUGAAUGAACUCAAGGUGAAGGCACAGGACUGAGAAGGGUUCCAAGGAGGAUGUCCCAUUGACUGAUGAGAUAGCUAGGAAGCAAAUAAUGUGGCACAAUGAGGGAGCGGCCAUUUUGGUGCUAACUCGUUUGUUUAGCCUCAGUUGAACGGAAACCAUGCUGUUCAAUGCGUCCCACACCGCUACCACUAAUUCUUAGUUAGAACAAGGAAAGCCGUGUUCUCUCAGCUCGACUCUGACUCGACUUUUUCCGUGU